AGAAGGACAGAUCCAGUUACUGGUCUACCAAUUCCAGAUCGAUCGAAUAUGAAUAAUAUUUUGUCUUUUCUUAUGCCGAGCAUGGCUGGUAAUGGACAACAAACAAGGAUAGAUCCAGUUACUGGUCAACCAAUUUCACCAAUAUCGAACACAAGUAAUAUUUUGCGACUUCUUUUGGCCAACAAUGGAUCGUCCGAAAGCACUGGGGGUUUGGACAUGGCUAGAUUUUGGUUGCUGACAAUAGGAGAUCCGGCAAGAACCGGAAUGAUUAGUAGCUCUGGACGUAACGGUAGAUUUAACACAUUUACCUCGUUUCUUCUUUUGAACAACAGAAACUUGGGAGGUGGUGCAUCUAAAAAUCUCCUGCCGCUUCUACUGUUAAGGGAUUAUGGAAAGCAACAUCCAAAUAUCGACCCAAUAACCAGACGACCACUUUCAUCGUCACCAUCCACUAUACGUUCGAGUUUUUACCUUCCACUGUUUUUAUUGAUGGAAAGCGAAGAUACACCAUCGAACAACAAGUUGCUUAAGGCUUUCCUGUUGAUAUACAUUCAGCUGAAAAAAGAUAAUACCAUACAACUUCUGGGAUAAGACUUUAUUUCUAACUAGUGAACGAAAAUGACAUUUUCUUUUAUGGUGCUAUUUGGUGGUAAACAAAGAAAACAGAUUUUUAUAACCGUAUAACCAAGACUUUCAAAGCUUUGUUUUGAAAGCACCAUGGUAGGAAAUACGAGAUAUUUUAUUCUACACAGUAUAUACCAGUCCUACCCUACUAUGCGACCCUGUAAAUACUGAUGUCCGUUGUGCAUAGAUACUAAUUGUGUAUAUAAAGUAAUAUUAUAGUUGUACAAGACACUGUGUCUUUGAUUUAUAACAAUGUGUUGGAAGUAUAUUAA
This is a messenger RNA of Ciona intestinalis (vase tunicate), 896 nucleotides long. NCBI's taxonomy places the organism in Eukaryota, Metazoa, Chordata, Ascidiacea, Phlebobranchia, Cionidae. The record is from RefSeq and is a predicted model, not a curated record.